Messenger RNA from Mizuhopecten yessoensis (Yesso scallop), 1569 nucleotides. Its product is annotated as sialate O-acetylesterase-like. Gene Ontology annotation, biological process: carbohydrate metabolic process. The coding region runs from base 42 to 1481 and encodes 479 amino acids. The transcript has 9 exons. Gene Ontology annotation, molecular function: sialate O-acetylesterase activity. The record is from RefSeq and is a predicted model, not a curated record. Lineage: Eukaryota; Metazoa; Mollusca; Bivalvia; Pectinida; Pectinidae.
ACAUGGAUUGACGUUAAAGGACCGUUAAAGGACCGUUCAAUAUGGUGGACUUGAAAACAAUACUGUUCAUUGUGUGUCUGAGCCUAUGCAUAACGUCAUGCGAAUCAACGUUUACGUUUGCCUCUUCAUACUCUGACCACGUGGUGUUACAGAAGGGAACACGUGGUACAAUUGUAUGGGGCAAGUCUUCGAAGCUUGGCGAUACCGUUCAUGUUUCAUUAAAUGGUCAUGAGGUUGCUCAUAGUAACGUUACUCAUGAUGCAUACGGCGGGCUGAUUUGGAUGGUUAAGGUAGUUAUGACGUCACAUCAUUAUGGUCCAUAUAACCUGACCGCAAGGUCAAGUCUAGGGGCGAUAACUCUUCAUGACGUAAUGUUUGGUGAUGUGUGGUUGUGCUCUGGCCAAAGCAACAUGGAAUUUACUCUAAGUAAGCUUAUCAACGACACUUCUGAAUACGCGGACGCCUCUAACUACCAAGAUAUACGAGUGUUCAAGGCAAACCAUUACCAUUCUUCGUCCAGUCUGGGGGAUUUUCAUCCACAUACCAUCGCAAGCUGGGCAAAACCUUCAAGAUCGUCCCUGACAAGCUUUUCCGCUGUAUGCUGGUUGUUUGGAAAGCGUCUGUCCUCACAGUUUGGAUAUCCGAUCGGAUUGAUAGAAUCAAAUUUUGGUGGGACGAAAAUCGAGUUGUGGUCUUCACCUGACGCUCUUAGCCAAUGUUCAUCGCGAAAAAGAGCGAACAAUAUUGCUAACUCGGGACUGUGGAAUGGCAUGAUCUCCCCCUUGCUAAGGAACACAAUAUACGGCACGAUUUGGUACCAAGGUGAAUCUAACACACCAAAUCCCGGAAAAUAUGCAUGUCAGUUCCCUGCCAUGAUCGCUGACUGGAGGCAUAAGUUCAGUGACGCUUCGCUUCACACGACAUCCCCUAGCUUUCCAUUUGGGUUCGUACAGCUUGCAGGGAACCACAAUGGUACGAACGGAACCUAUUUUGCGUGGAUGAGAUGGACCCAGACAGCAGCCUACGGGAAGGUCCCAAACGCAAAGAUGCCAAAUACAUUUAUGGCAGUGGCUAUGGAUCUUCCAGACUUUAAAUCUCCUUACGGAACAAUACAUCCCCGAUUCAAGCAUGACGUAGCAUCCCGUCUGGCCUUGUCAGCUCUCGGUGUGGCGUACCACCAGUCUGGGCUGGAGUACCAGGGUCCUUACCCAUCAAAUUAUCAUGUGACUGGUCACUCUCUUAAUAUAGAAUAUGACCAGGGACGAACCCCCAUUAGGGUGAAUGCUAAUGUAACUAAUUUCGAGGUGUGUUGUUCGUAUCGUGAAUGCAACUUAAACUAUGGAGUAUGGCAACCGGCACCCAUCACGUCACAUGAUGUAUCGUCCAUUACCCUUGAUACAAGUCCUUGUGGUCACGUACCCCUGUCUGCCGUCAGAUAUGCCUGGAGGGAAAGUCCUUGCGCUUUUAAGGAGUGUGCCUAGUAUGGGAGGGACACUGACCUUCCAGGACCACCGUUUUACCAUAAUUUACACUAAAUGAACUUGGGAUUGUUUCAAGAAAAUAAAUCGA